Messenger RNA from Epithele typhae, 2034 nucleotides. RefSeq lists its product as uncharacterized. The transcript is spliced from 17 exons. NCBI's taxonomy places the organism in Eukaryota, Fungi, Basidiomycota, Agaricomycetes, Polyporales, Epitheliaceae. The record is from RefSeq and is a predicted model, not a curated record. Bases 1 to 2034 code for a protein of 677 amino acids.
AUGCACGGCUUACCGCCAUAUAAAUCUGUGCUCCCUGUCGCCUCUCCCCUCGAUCUCCUCUGUCCACCUCGACAUGCUCCGACGACUGCACGGAAGCCAGGCGCGACCAAAUCCCGCCCUGGCCUGGCCGAUGAUGUGUUAUCCAACGCGAUCACUACCCUCGAAGCGUUCAAGGACGCCGCCGCGAUCAGCGCCGUCCCGUUCCUGGGCGGUAUCGCCGCCGCCGCUCUUGGGAUUGCCCGAGCGAUAGAGAAAGCCAAAGCAACAGAGAGGCAUUCGUGGAUCUUGCCAAACGCGCGGCAGCCCUCGGGGAGCAUCUCCAAUCGAAGGUCGUGGGUUCUAAAGAUCGCGAUAGCGUUGCAAUCCAUACUUGACGAAGUCACGCACGAGCUCGGAAGGGGGUCCGUUUCCCGGUUCUUCCGCCGAGCUUCCGUGUCGUCCACAGCGCAAGAGUGUGUUCAGAAACUACAGGAUGCGUGGCACAACUUCGACAGCGCGAUCCUCAUCCGUCUCGAGCGUCAAGUUGAAGAGCAAGCUACGAUCCACCCAGACGCGAUGGCAUCUUCCAUACGUCCUGAAGACGGACAUCCAACGCGUUGGGGAUCUUCGUCGUAUGCCGCUAGCUCUCACGGCGGUGAACAGUACGAGGGGCUGUGGAGAAAUCGGCCGGUAACAGUACGACAGUUCAAACCCGAAGAUAAGGAGGACGCCCUGGACAGCAUUCUGCUCUACUCAGAGAACCAGCUGGAGUAUCAAGGGAAUCUGACGAACGUGCUCGCGAUGGCAUUUCCUCGGGCUGGAGCGCAGUUCUACGUCAUUGAUGGCGCUCCCCGCAGGUCAAUACUGGACAGUUUCAAUGAUAAUGAUCCGAAGAUGUGGCUCACGAAUUGGUUGCAACAUUCGCUCAUCGUAGUCGAUGGAUAUCGCUGUGAGAACACGUAUUCGAUUUCCGCGAGCCAUCGAAAGGUCGGCAUCACCACAAGGGAGACUGUCUACCGUCAGCAGGACUCGACCACCGAGGUCGCCUCGUGGUCGACGCCUCGGACCUUCGGCACGCAGAUAUCAGCUGCGUGCUCCAAUGUGCUCAACGUCUAUAUGCCAAUGUGGGCACACAAGCUGGCUUUGAGCAGGACGUUGCCCCAAUGGAGUCACGCUCGGAAGCCAACGUCCGAUGUGUUGGGCUUCAAUAGCUCCGACGACGGACCGGCUUCCGUGAGCGAAGUUGCAGAACAAUUCAUGGUAUCCGAAUUGGGCGACUUACAAUGCUCCAUCAUAGUCCACUGCAAACAGGGCGCAAAGUUGGGGGACUACGGGUAUAUUCGCCACAGCACUGAUGGGGAUCAUUUCAUACGCCUGGGGAACCUCAAUGGUUUCCUCAAAACCAAGGUCGCCACGACGGACAUGAUGAGCGUCAUGUACCGGGGUCGCAGCUAUUCUCAACCACAAUCUUACUGGUGGCCUGAGUUGAAUGCCACGAGCCACGACUUUACCGAGAGCUUGCAGGAUGAAGGAUCCCGCAUCGGGGUUCUUAUCACGCGAGCGAUUCAGGCGAUUUACAGGUAUAUGUUCUUUUGGGAAUUGGCGCCACGCAUAGCCAAGAUAAACGGUGUUGAGUUGGGGGAUAUCGUGCUCGCCUGCAGCUGCGACUACAACGCUGAGAUGUGCGAACAUCUCCACCACGAGACCCCCACGCGUCGUUUGAAGAGCGAUCCCAACACCAGGGUACCGACAGGCCUAUGGUUCCAUCAGCUUCCGGUAGACCGGUACGACGAGCCGAGGGCUCCGUGGGGCUAUUGGUCCACGUUCCCCUUCGCCAGACCGUUGGGCGAGCAGCCCCCAAAGAUCCCGAGGGAACUGGAUGACUGCCUUCUUGCGUGGCCGGCCGACGUCGCCUUCGGCGCACUCGGCCCAUUCGCCGCGCAACUCGUCCAGAAGGUCAACCAGCUUCGUGGGAAGGUGCCCAGCGAGAACGAUGCCCUCUCCCAGAGACUCUCUGAACAACAAGACGCCCCUGCCAGAGCCAGACGAGUCUGA